Drechmeria coniospora is the source of this 846-nucleotide messenger RNA. RefSeq lists its product as uncharacterized. The coding region runs from base 1 to 846 and encodes 281 amino acids. The transcript has a single exon. Gene Ontology annotation, molecular function: aminoacyl-tRNA ligase activity; Ser-tRNA(Ala) deacylase activity; ATP binding. The record is from RefSeq and is a predicted model, not a curated record. NCBI's taxonomy places the organism in Eukaryota, Fungi, Ascomycota, Sordariomycetes, Hypocreales, Ophiocordycipitaceae. Gene Ontology annotation, biological process: tRNA aminoacylation; regulation of translational fidelity.
AUGACGAUCAGCAAGGCGAUUCCGACGCAACUCGUCUACCAGCGAGAGGGACGGCGGCUUCUCCAUGCCGCCAAGAUGCUCUCCGUCGUGCCGAUAUCCGCACUCGCGACGUCGGACCAGGCGCUCGUAAAAGACGCACCGGAGCUCGAGGACGCCGUCAUCACGGAUUCUACCGUGUUCCACGUCCAGGGUGGCGGUCAGCCCUCCGAUACCGGAAUCAUGACCUCCUCCUCGGCGGCGCCGGCGAGCGAGGUGGACGCCACGUUCGAGGUCAGGUCGGUGCGUCAGCCCGCCGAAGGUGGCCAGAUCCUGCACUUUGGCCGCUUCGUGGCCGUCGACGGCGUCGCCGCACGCUUCGACGCCGGCGCCGAGCUGCGACAGCAGGUGGACGCGGAGAAGCGCACGCUGCACUCGCGCCUGCACAGCGCGGGCCACAUCAUGAGCCUCGCCAUCCACGCGCUGUGCCGCGAGGGCGCCAUCCCGCCGCUCAAGGAGGUCAAGGCGUCGCACUACCCCGACUCGGCCGCCGUCGUCUUCCAGGGCACCAUCGACAACAGCCACAAGGACGCCAUCCAGGCCAGGACGGACGAGUAUGUCCGAUCGGCCCGGCCCAUCCACAUUCACUGGUGGCCGAUGGAGGAGCUCCUGGAGAAGUGCCACGGCACGACGGACGGCUUCGCGCUGCCGGCGGGAGAGACGAUGGGCCGCGUCGUCGAGAUGGAGGGUCUGGGAAGCUACCCCUGCGGCGGAACCCACGUCCGGGACUGCAGCGAGGUGGGCAAGAUUGAGGUGAGGAAGAUUUCGCGCUCCAAGGGAACGAGCAAAGUGUCGUACCGGGUCGCCUAG